UGCAGGGAAGAAGCAUGUUUGCGGGUUAAAAGAGAAUCGAAUAGUGAUAUUUGCGAGAAUAAAAACAUACAUUUGAUACUUUUACAUUCUUACAUGUGACUCAAAAUUGUUAAUAUAACUGUUAAUAGGAUACCGUCUCAGACAUACUGAUAGGGUUCCUCAAGAUGAUGGAAUCGUGUUUAAAUCAUAAACCUGAGAGAGUUGGCUCAAUAACGGUUGAUGACCUCAAGAAAGAUCUUUUCGCCGAGUUCUCCAAGUUAUCAAGGGACUCGGUAUCGCUGGAAAAGGGGCAUUUGCAGGUCUAUCUCCGUGUACGCCCAUUCACUACUGUAGAGAGAACAGAAGGAGAAUCACAGGAGUGCAUCUCAAUUGAGCCUCCAGAUACUGUGAUUCUGAAGGCACCUAGAGCAUCUUUGACAGCCAGACACAGUGAGAGGUUUGGGCUACAGCUGGUGCAACGAUUUCAGUUCUCACAGGUGUAUGGUCCAGAAACAACACAAAGAGAGAUAUUUGAUGGAACAACCAAAUCCCUUGUGAAAGAAGUUUUGGAUGGAGGGAAUUCCUUGAUCUUUACAUAUGGGGUUACCAAUGCUGGAAAGACAUUUACUUUUCUUGGCCCUGAUUCAGAUGGUGGUAUUCUGCCCAGGUCAUUAAAUGUGAUCUUUAACAGCGUAGAAGGCAGAAUUUAUUCUCAAAACAACAUCAAGCCUCACAGAUGUGUCGAUUUUACAAGACUCACUAAAGAGCAGCAGGAUGAGGAAGCUACAAAUAAGAGAAACCUCCUUCGCCGACUUAAAGACAUUGACUUCCAGAAAACCCUGUCUAGCAUGUCCAGUUCCAGUAGUUCAUCUUUUGAAAGCUCCACCUCUAGUGACAUGAAUCGGGACAGUGUCUGUUUGGAUGAGACCUCUCAUGUUAAAUUCUCUGUGUGGGUCUCCUUUUGUGAAAUCUACAAUGAAAACAUCCAUGAUCUGCUUGAUGUUGUUCCAAAUGGCUCUCACAGAAGGAGUGUUUUGCGGCUAGCCCAAGAUGUUAAAGGCAAUGCCUUUGUCAAAGAGCUAAAAUGGGUUCAAGUUAACAGUGCAGAGGAAGCAUUAAAAGUUGUGAAAAUCGGAAGGAAAAAUCAAAGUUUUUCAUCCACCAAGCUGAACAAUGUCUCUAGCAGAAGCCACAGUAUAUUUUCCAUUCGGAUCUUGCGGAUUGAAGAUGUGGGUGUUCCUCGGGUUCUGUCAAUAAGCGAGUUGUCAUUAUGUGAUCUGGCUGGAUCUGAGCGAUGUGCAAAGACUCAGAACCGAGGGGACCGCUUGAAAGAAGCUGGAAACAUCAACACUUCCUUGUUAACGCUAGGGAAAUGCAUCAAUGCUCUGAGGCUCAACCAAAUGCAACCCAAGUUUCAUCAGCAUAUCCCCUUCAGAGAGAGCAAACUCACACAUUAUUUGCAGGGGUUUUUCUGUGGCCGUGGAAAAGCCUGCAUGAUCAUCAACAUAAACCAGUGUGCCUCAAUGUAUGAUGAAACGCUGAAUGUGCUCAAGUUCUCAGCAGUGGCUCAGAAGGCGGUUGUCCUCAACUCUAAGCCAGCUCCAAGCAUUGCACUCAAGAGAUCUGCCAGAGAUGUUUCCAUGAUAAUCAAUAACGCUGACAAGAAAGAUUGGACCAGGAGAAGCUCGCUCAUGGGCUGGGAGAUGAGCCUAGAGGACGUGCAGGAGGAUGAAGAUGAUGAAGAAAUGGGUGAGGAUGAUGAUGAGGAGGAGGAAGAGGAGAGUGACGAUGAGAACAUGGAGGACAACACUGUCCUGGAGGCUGCUGAAAGUCAAGAGCUGUGUGAGCUUCAGGUGAAAAUUGAAGCGCUUAAAGAGAAGCUGUCCAGAGAGGAGUCUGAAAAAUUAACUAUGGAAUCUCGUAUUCGUGAAGAAGUCACUGCGGAGUUUAUGGAGCUGUUUUCUAACAUGGAAAAAGACUACAAUGAACGUCUCCAAAGAGAAAAAGAAAUUGUUGAGGAAAGAGCAGAAAGGAGGCUUGAGAUACUGAAGAAUCUGGUCAACAGAACUAUCGGGGAAAUGGCCGCUCUUAGCACUGAUGAAAAUGCUGAAAAGGAGGCUAAGAUUGAGCUUUUGGACAGCAUGAUUGAGGCAAUGCGAGAUGAUCUAGCUAAGAUAAAAGGAGAUGCAGAAGCAGUACAGAAUUGCUUGACAAAUGUCCCUGAAUCACCCAGAGCAAUCAGUCAUCUCAGGACACAACUGGAGGAGAUGAGAGAGGAGCUUCUAAAAAGCCAACAACAGCUCGGUCUUAAAGCCAAAGAGUUUGAAGCAACAUGUGUUCAAGUGCAGGAAUCAAAGGACCAGCUUCUCCAAGCAAAUAGAAAUUAUGAAAACCAGAAACAGAGAUGUCAGGAACUUAUGUCAAUCUGCCAGGAGAAAGAUGACAUGAUGUCUACAUUACAGACUGCUUUUGAUCAAAGUGUGGAGGCAGCUACUAAAGAUAGGGCCUUGCUUCUGCAAGAACUGAAGAUGAAAGAUGAGCAGCUGAAUGAACUUAAACUUGAGCAUUGUUCACUUGAGAAAACAGUGUGUGAUCUGUCUGAUAAACUGGCAGAGCAGACUCGCGCACAUGAAGCCACUGUGGCACUGGAGAGAGCAGAGGUCAACAAAGUCACAAAUGAGAACAAGACUCUUGCCAGUGACCUACAUGUACUUCAGGAGGCAGCCAAUGACAUGAGCUCAGAGCUCAAAACUAUGCACAUGGAGUUGAGCACUCAGACAAAGAUCGCCAAUGAGCUUUCGGAAAAACUUGAUGCAGCCAAAGCUUUAAUUAAGGAACAUCAAGCAGACUCUUGCAGUCAGUCCAAAACUAUUGAAUCCUUAAUGACGGAGGCAGAUCGUUUGCGUCAAGAACUCCAGCUCCGCCAGCUCUCAAGUGACAAAACGGAGGCUGAAUGUGAGAGGAUGGUGGAGUUAUCGCAUGAGAAGAGCCGACAGAUCAAUGACCUGGAGCAGGAGGUCAGUCAGACCCGAGCAAACAUGUGCCAGCUGGAGGAGCUCUGCAGUCAGCUUAAAUAUGAGCGUGAUGCUCAGGCACAGGAGUACCAGGGCCUACUGAGCCGUUAUGAAGCGCAAAAGUUUGUUGUGGCCCAAAUAAAAAGCAACUCUGAACUCCUGGAAGAGCUGACUGCUCUGAAACAUCAGCAGGGUAGGAUAGAAGAACAAGAGCAAGACUCCAGAGAUGAUUGUUGGAAAACUCUGCAGGACAAACUCAUUCAAACGCUGAGCAAACUGAACCAGCACGAGGAGGUUCUGAACAUAGUGAGAACUAUUGUAGAGAAUGAGAUCUCUAAGGCAAGAGAUGAAGCCAAGAGGAGAAUAACUGCGAUGGAGAAAGAUUUGGCACAUAAAGAUGCAGAACUAGAGACUAAAACUCAAGAGCUUUCAAAGUUGAGAGACCUUGUGAACGAUGGACUUAAUAAAAUCAAGACCUUGAGUUGGGAUUUGCAGCAGGUGGAGAAGGAGAGAUCUGAUGUCAGAGAUCAUUUAUGUAAGGCUAACAUGCAGAAGGAACAGCUAGAGAAACAGAUUUUGAUCUUAAGUGAAGAAAACAAAAUGUUUCAGCAGAGGCUAUGUGAAGUAAAUAAGCUGAGGGAUCAGGCUGGACACACUUUGAGCUGUAAAGAGCAAUCUAUUGACCCACAGCAGACUGUGACGUCUAACCAUUUCAUAGAAGAAAACAUACAGCCUUUCCAAACAACCUGUCAAGAUCCUUUGGCAGAGCAGAAGCUGAUUGAGGACACGUGUGUGAACUUGAAUAAAGAGUGCACACAGACAGAUGACGGGGAAUUGCUGGAGGCCAGACUGAAUGAGGUUGAAUCCAUAACUGAAGAUUUUGCAAAACUGCGGGAGAUGUAUCAGAGCCCAAGUGUUGGUGUUUUGGGUAAAGCUCAGCAGGAAGAACGGAGACCUUGUAGACCUGCGGAAAACACAAAGCAGCCUAAUGAGGAGCAGGCAGAUGAUGAGCAGGAAAAGGGGCUGGAUGGAGCAGCCGUGGGGAAAGUGGCUCAGGCAGCAUGGCGACUAGAGGGUGACCAACAGGACAGGCAGCAGCUGGAGCUGGAAAUACUAAAGCAGCAGCUAGCUGAGAAGCAGGAUGCCAUUGUGAAACAAAGGCAAAAAGAUGAUUUGACUGGUUCUCGUAAAUCUGAUAACCAGAAAGCUGACAGUCCCAAACAGACAUCAAACGUGAAGACAGAAAAUGAAGGCGAAUCUUUUAUUCUAACACAAGAGCAGGUGGCAGUACUCAACUCCUCUGUCCUGUCCACAAAGAGUCUCAGAGAAGCACGCUUCCCCAAACCUGAGCUAGAAAUCAGCUUUACACCACUUAAACCUGACCGAAUUAAUGUCAAGAAACCAGGAGAAGAGUCUGUCACGAUAAAACUCCGACGUACAGCCAGAAAGAGAAAGAGCCCAGAGAUGGAGAACUCUGUGGAGUCAGAAAAUCAUAAAAACCGACGGCUGAAGGUGAACAACAGGGAAAACAUUCAGGCUAUUGAGACUCCCACAGUGCAGGGGAAAAAGGUGAGUCAAUUAAAGCAGAAAGACUCCCCUACCAGCCUGAAAGGUAAAAAAGGCGGAGCCCUGCAGAAGAUUGGUGACUUUAUCCAGAGCUCUCCAACCCUCUUUGGGAGCAAAGCCAAAAAGAUCAUGAGUAUGGUGAAUGUUAAAUCCCCCGAACCACUGAAUCCUUCUGAAAACAACAAACCCAAGAGAUCCAAACGAAAGCUCUUCAAGACUCAGGUUUCCUCCCCUAUGGACAUACCCUCCUAUCCUAUUUUCGGAGGCAGCGAUGAUGAUAAAGAGAGCGAUCAUCUCAUAAUCAAGAGAAAACUCAGAACAAGAACUGCCAAGAGAUAAUGCAAAUAUUAAUUUGAUGGCCAAAUGUAAUUUAUUUUUUUCUUUUAAGUUGUUUGUCAUACAUUUUGUUUGUUUAAUAUCUUAAUGUUGUUGAGUUUUUUUUGCCGUCAACACUGGAAAUUUUAUUUUAUGUUAUAAAUAUUUUAUAAAUGUAGUUCACCACCAUUUAAAAAAAAUGUUUCCUUUUUUAAAUUCAGCUUUUGGUUUUUUGAUCUGUGGUUAU
Messenger RNA from Labeo rohita (rohu), 5121 nucleotides. RefSeq names its product kinesin family member 20Bb (gene kif20bb). The transcript is spliced from 31 exons. Gene Ontology annotation, biological process: mitotic spindle assembly; microtubule-based movement. NCBI's taxonomy places the organism in Eukaryota, Metazoa, Chordata, Actinopteri, Cypriniformes, Cyprinidae. Gene Ontology annotation, molecular function: ATP binding; plus-end-directed microtubule motor activity; microtubule binding. Gene Ontology annotation, cellular component: nucleus; spindle microtubule. The record is from RefSeq and is a predicted model, not a curated record. The coding region runs from base 165 to 4898 and encodes 1577 amino acids.